This is a messenger RNA of Mesorhabditis spiculigera, 669 nucleotides long. The record is from the annotation of a GenBank genome assembly. NCBI's taxonomy places the organism in Eukaryota, Metazoa, Nematoda, Chromadorea, Rhabditida, Rhabditidae.
AUGGGCGCCCAUUCUAUUGUCCUUCCAUUUCCUAGCCUGAGCAAAGUUGAGCCAUCGAUUGAUUGGGAAUCGAUCGCGACUCCGCCCCGAUUCGUCCAUGAUGACAAUGCAAAGACUGUUUAUUACACGGUCGAAAAAACCGUUGUUGAUGAUAAAACGUCGAUCGUACCGGAUAACUUACGAGAAGUCACAUUACAUUGUUUAGCAGAAGGAAACCCGAAGCCCAGCUACAAAUGGAGAAAAAACGGCAAACCUUUCCAAGUGUCCGCCUAUUCUGAGAAAGUUGUGCAAAAACCCGGCGAGGGGACUCUCGUUUUCUCAAAGCUAGACCUUGAAGAUGCGGGGAUCUACACGUGUGAGGCGACAAAUGAUAACGGAACUGCCGUCGGACAGCCAAUCCAUUUGGAGCAGACUUGGAUUCGCCACUUCCCCGAUGAUGAGCCAGAAAUUGUGAAGGUUGAACUCGGCGAUCCCUAUUCGCGAAACUGCAGUCCACCAGCCAGCAACCCGACAGCUCGCGUCUACUGGAUUCUGAUGGGAAAAGAACCGGGCCAAUUCGAGACUAUCAACUCGACACAUAUUUCCAGCAAUGAACAGGCCAGUCCUUUUCCCAUUUUCGCCCCGUUUUUGGAGGAGACCCACCACCCGAAUCAUCAAGCCAACAUGGGG